CUGCACAAUCACAUAACACAGGCACUAGCCAGUUAAAUCAAGUGUUUUAAUCAGUUUAAGUGUUUGCUUAAAAUUCGUCCCUCAAACAGAGUUCUCCGGUCACUUAAGCAAUGUUUGCAACUCAUGUGAGGUAGUCGCAGUGGCGUGCAAAGACAUUUGGAAGGGCAGGGGCACAAAUUAUAAGGACACUUAAUGCGAAAUAUUUAAAGGCCACAUAGACCGGAAGCUCCAAUUAACGCUGCAUUUGUGUGUGUAUCUGCGUCAUUACCUCGUUUAUGAAACCCUAAAGUUUCAGAACAACAGUUCAGCCACUGCUGAGAAAAUAGUGUUGUAUUGUUUUCCUGGGCUCUGCAAAGUGGAUCGGCACUUCCUUAAUUUGAUGUCGUCAUCAGAAAUCCUCACCACUCCUCUCACCACCGUAGCGCCUCCUGGUGCGGGCACUAGUCCGGGCAUAUCCGGUUGCGUACAUUCAACCGCAGAAGAAGAAGAACUACUCUCUUUGUAGCUGCUGAGAUGCAGAGCAUCCACCGUGCCAGAGGGGGAGCUGUGUGUCUGAGAGCUGGCCUAUCUAUUACGUCACUUCCAGGUACCUGGCCAAUCACAGGACAGUAGGAAAGCUCUCGUUGGCUGGCCAAUCACAACACAGCCCACUUUCUGGGGGUGUGGUAUUGGUCUGAAACAGCGCGGCUGAGGAGAGCGUCAGUGAGGAGAUAUUUUGAUCGGCUCGUUAGCAGCGAUUAGGAGGAUUUUAACCACGAAAACAAGUUAAUAUAUGUAAGUAGACCUCCAUAACUAACAUAUAUGUGUGAUACAAGCAUUCUAUGUCGCCUUUAAAGAACACCUACCAGAGGGGCAGGUGCCAUGGUAAGAUUAUGGCAAGUGCGACCUGGGGACAAAAGCAGCCUGGGCCUGGGGACUGAAUUUCAUGGGGGCACCCAUAGGAAACGAAGUUGCAAGGGCAUCUUAUGCCAUGUUUCCACUACAUGGUCCGAGCUCUUGCCUCGACUCUAUACAGUUUGGUUGGUUUUCCAUAACAAUAUAGUACCUCCUCAAUGUGGGUGUAGUACACAGCACGGCUGCAUGAAACUGCCGUGACUUUUUUACACAGACAAACUACUGACUAGUGACUUGUAAAACAGUUGUUUUGUGUGUCAUUAGAAUUAGAAUUAGAAUCAGUCAAAUUAAAAUUGUUCAGUACUUUCUCCAUGACUGGAACACAGACUCUGUCCGACAGGGUUUGUGGUGAUGCUUGCCCGCCGCCCUCGCAGGCUUUCACCAGUGUUGACACUAAAUACACCAGACUCCUCUGUUAAAUGUUGAGAUUUUAGAUAUUUACUUGGUAAUUGUUGGAGAUUAACCCACGUUUUCAGGAUUGUUAAGUCUUUUUAACUGAUCUACACUUCAGCAUUGUUCGAAAGUCUGACAACGUCAUGCAUAGUGUCAUCUCAACUCACUUCUAACCUCGACAGAGCAAGCACUGCUUUAGAAACAAUCAAUUUUUUUAAUUUAAAUUUUGCUUUAUAGGCCACAUAGGAAUGGCAACCUGUCGCACAUUUCCUCAUGUUUUACCACUCCAGCGGGAAACUUUAAGUGAACUGCAGCUGAAAAAGGGUAAAUCUAUCUUUUAGUACAUAAUAUGAAAUCCCUCACAAUGAUGAUCCUGUUUAUUUCAAAAAGCAGAAGGUAAAUGAAUGUGAAAUUGUCCAGUGUCCCUGAAAAGGGAGUCAACUUAAUCUGGCACUUAAUCUGGUGUUACAACAACAUCAUAAAAGAAAAAGGUCAUGUUCAGCCUUGAAUAAUGUAUUAUAUCAGGGAAACUACAACAUAUGAUACAAUUCAAAUCAAGGCUUAUUCAAAUUAUAAAAGUAUUAGACAUUAUAAAGAUGUAACUUUAUUUAAAAAAAACGGUAUUAUUUUUAGGCAUAGAUUUGCCCUUUGUAUACUUUGUAACUAAUUUGUGUAACUUUUGUAACAAAUUUUUUGUUUUCAUCUGUUGUUUUUUUUAUUUCAACUUUUGCUUGCUAACUUACUCUAACUAUCAAACUCUAUAUGUUUAUACAAAACAUAUAAAUAUUAUACAGUAUAUUACAAGAUCUUUUUUUUAGGAGAGAGUGUCAGUAAUUUACUUUGAGGCCUUCAAGAAUAUUGAAAACAUUGCACUGAUUUGCAAAAGGUCACAUUUUACGGUACUGUGAUUACAACUAUAAUGUUUCUCAACUAAGCUUAGCCUACAACAGUGUUGGGAUAAUUCAGGAAUCUUUGUUUGAAUCUCUAGAGUGCAUUUGGGAUAUAGUAUUCAUUUGGGAUAUAAUAUUCUACUCUGCGAUUUUCAUAACACCUUACUUUUAAGUACAAAUAUAUUAGGUUCCUGUCACGUUCAAGAACCUUUCGAAAUGCAGUUCAAGAUGUCAGUGCAUGAAAGUAUGGUGGCAAACCAAUGCUUCCUGAAAUUAUUUAGUAUUCAUACAUUUUAUAAAAAAGUAAGCUUUAAUAGCUAUUGUAGGAAUAGUGAAAGUAAAGGUUUUUGAAAGAGGAUGAAGCAUUCAAUUGUUCUUUUCAUUCAACUUUCUACCAAAUGUCAGAUUUUUGUGAAGUUUUGUCAAUAAAUAAGCUCAUCUCCUCAUGUUUGUGUGUACAUUCGUUAGUGUUUAACUUUUUGGUUUAGUCUCUGAACCAUAUGUGGCGUCAUUAACAACUGAACAGUGAAAAACGUAGACUGACACAUCAGCACUCUCAUACUGAGACGUGCGUCACGUUUAAAGAAAAACCUCGACCCCAACUGCCUGUGAUUAUGCUGGACAUGAGAAAUGACAGUUACUGUGACCACAUUCUUCCAUCUGAAGGCACCCUGUUUCUCAUGAAAGAGAUGAAAUUUUGAUAAGUGGUCGAACCACAUCCUUUGAGCUAAACACAUAAAGAGAAGUGUGUGCAGUGCGGGUGGGUUUCAGUGCAUCUCAGGACAGCAAAGACAGAGGGUUGAAAUGUUCCACCUGAGAUAUUUCACUCUUUUCUUCUCCUGCAUUUUACUCCUCAUCGUCUGCUCAAGUCAUGGUUCUGAGAUCGUUAAUGGAAGUGAAGUUGUGCCCCACUCACUGCCUUACAUGGCUCUGCUUCUCAGCAACAAACCAAGCUGUGGAGGGGUACUGAUCGAUCCAUUCUGGGUCCUGACAGCUGCACAUUGUUCUGACAUUAAAGAGGUGUGGCUGGGGGUACACUCCAUCAAAGCUGCUGAAAAGAACGCCAGGCAGAUCCAAAAAGUUAAGAAGCAAUAUCCUCAUCCCUGCUAUGACAAAACAGAACAUGUCAAUGACCUCAUGUUGCUCAAGCUUCAAAAAAAGGUGAAGGAAACUGACACAGUAAAGUGUCUUAAGUUGGGUAAAGCUGCCAAAGAUCCACAAGCUGGCACCAAAUGUACAGUGGCUGGAUGGGGCCAAAAAAAAUUCAAAAGUAAGGAAAUGUCAGAUGUCCUGAGGUCAGUCACUGUGGCUGUGGUCGACAGGAGGAAGUGCAACUCUCCUGCGUUUUACGACUUCAACCCUGUUAUCACCAAGGGCAUGAUAUGUGCUGGUUCAGAUGGUAAACAUGUUGCCGAUACAUGCACGGGGGAUUCAGGAGGCCCUCUGUUGUGCAACGGAGAGCUACUUGGAGUCACUUCUUUUGGCAAGGAGUGUGGCCUCAUUAAAAAGCCUGGAGUGUACACUUUCCUUUCAGUGAAACAACUCUCUUGGGUCAAAGAGACGAUGAAGAAAUCAGACGCAUGAGUCACUGUUAAGGAGUUUGUAUUUGCCUCCAAGUUAACCAGUUUGAUUGCUUAGACUUUUUCUUUGACAUAUCCACUUUCCCUACUCAUAUAUAAUAGGGAGGGGCUUCUGCUGCAGUAAAAACAGGCAAAAAAUUUUUUGAGUCUUCUCAUUAACGUGACAGCAAAUCAUUAAAGUGACCACAAGUCCUUGUAUAUUGAACUCCCAACAGAAAACAAGCAACAUGUCAACAAUAUAGGAAAUGUGCUUUUUUUUGAAAAUUACAUUACAAAUGAGUACUGUACAUACAAAAACUGGGAAAUUGUGGUUUCCUUGAAAUG
Molecule: messenger RNA, 4081 nt
Organism: Solea solea (common sole)
Lineage: Eukaryota; Metazoa; Chordata; Actinopteri; Pleuronectiformes; Soleidae
Product: granzyme A-like
Exons: 5
Coding region: 2982-3761 (259 amino acids)
Biological process (GO): proteolysis
Molecular function (GO): serine-type endopeptidase activity
Source: RefSeq, a predicted model, not a curated record